AUGGCCAAUCACGCGUGUUUCGUAUCAAACCAAUCAUCUCCUGCACAACCAAGGUCACCAGCUUCAGUGCAUUCUAAUGCUAAUUCCAGAAAGUCAUACUCUAGAUCUCCUUCGCCAACACCAACAAGAAAUAGAUCGGCGUCACCUUCUUCUGUUAAAAAUCAAACGUCAUCUAGAUCCAGUUCAAAAUCUGCGGGUAGGAGAAGUACUUCAAAAUCACCUUCCAAAUCUCCUACUCCAGAACAAGAUGGAAAAAUUGUACAAAGUGAAUCGCAGUCACCGCGUUCAGUACGCUCAACAAAAUCACGAUCGAGAUCACGGAGUUCUUCAGUAGCAGAAUCCAGAAAAAGUUCGAAUCCAGCAUCUAGACAGAAUUCACGAUCUAGAUCCAGAUCGACUUCAGCUAAACGAAGUAACCCACCAUCUAGAUCUCCUUCCCGAUCCAUUCGUUCUAAGUCACGUUCUCGCUCCCCCUCCGGUUCUCCAAAAGUGCCUGCUAGGUCUCGUUCUCGAUCAGGUUCGCAAAGAUCUUCACAAGGUCGAUCUCGUUCUCAAUCCCGAUCCCGUUCAGGAAGUCCCCGACCUAAAUCACAUAGUAGAUCCAGAUCUCCUUCAAAUGACAAAAAAAGGUCGCGUUCUCCGUCUCCGACGCCAUCUCCAUCUUCAUCUCCAUCUCGUGUUAAAGUUUCUCGAUCCCGUUCGCGAUCAAAAUCCCAAUCAAUAGAUAAUUUAAGGAAAGGUUCUCCCAGUUCCCAAAAAAGUUCCAAAUCGCCUGCGAAUUCCCCAGAUGGAAAACAUAAAUCAAAAUCUCGAUCUAGAUCCAGAUCAGGAUCAAGAAAACAAUCACCUGCAACGUCACGGAGAGGAUCAUUGUCUCGAUCGCCUUCCGCAGAACCUAAAGUUUCGUUACGAUCAAAGUCGGGGACACCAUCAGGUUCAAGGCAAGGAUCACGAUCUAGGUCACGUUCCAGAUCUGGUUCCCGGAAGUCAGCUUCAAGAUCAAAAUCAAGAUCGAUAUCAGGAUCACGCAAAGGAUCACAGUCCCCUGUGUCAAGGAAAAGUUCACGGUCUCGAUCACGGUCUUCCUCGAGAUCAUCAAAAUCUAGAUCCAGAUCUCGGUCCAGUUCAAAAGCGUCGCGUUCUAGAUCGCGUUCAGGAUCGCGAUCGAAAUCAAGAUCAAGAUCGCAUUCUAAGUCACGAUCCCGUUCAAAAUCAAAAUCCCACUCGAGAUCUCGUUCAGGUUCGCGAUCAAAGUCAAGAUCGCGUUCUAAAACACAUUCUCGUUCAAGAUCACGUUCGAAAUCGAAAUCGGGAUCACUCGCUGGAUCCAGACACUCUUCGCGAUCAAGAUCAAGGUCUCGUUCAUUAUCGAAGUCUAGAAGAUCAAGAAGUCGCAGCGAGGAUUCUGAAGGUGGUAUUAGGAAAAGAAGCAGAGUUCUUUCUGAUUCCGAAGAAGAUGACGAUGGAGUUAAGGCAACCAAAAAAACAAAGCAUGGAUUAUCGGACUCCGAAAAUGAAGGCGACGAGGAAUCAGCAAAAAAGAAGAAGGAUGAAGAUGAACAGGAGGAAGGACGUGAAGAACAAGAAGAGAAUAAACAACUCGAAGAUGGUACAGUUAUUGAGCAGCAAGAAAACGAAGAUUCCGACGAUGGUAUUAUCGCAGAUGGAGGAAUGGAUGAUGCUCUGUCGGAUUUCGACCGUAUGUUAGCGCGUAAGAAAGAAGAACAAUCACGAAGACGAAAAAGAAAAGAUAUCGAUAUAAUUAAUGAUAAUGAUGAUAUUAUAGCGCAACUUUUAUCCGACAUGAGGACUGCAUCAGAAGAAGACAGAAAAUUAAAUCAACAAAAUAAACCUGCUACUAAUAAAAUAGCUAUGUUACCGAAAGUAUUAUCGCAACUUAAAAAACAUGAUCUUCAAUUGGCAUUUUUGGAACACAAUGUAUUAUCAGUGUUAACGGAUUGGUUGGCUCCAAUGCCCGAUCGAUCUUUACCUUCUUUAAAAAUCAGAGACAGUCUUUUAAAGCUUUUGUGGGAAUUUCCAAGGAUAGACCAGUCUUCCUUAAAACAAUCAGGCAUUGGCAAAGCUGUAAUGUAUCUUUACAAACAUCCGAAAGAAACUAAAGAGAACAAAGAACGUGCAGGUAAAUUAAUUAAUGAAUGGGCACGUCCAAUAUUUAAUCUGUCGGCCGACUUCAAAGCAUUGUCAAAGGAAGAAAGAAUGCAAAGGGACUUAGAACAAACACCUCAAAAAAGAAGGAAAAGCGAGGAUGGUAGUUCUGCUCAAAAAUCACAAGACAUAAAUAAAGCUCUGAAAGGAGAUGCUAAACCUCUAAGACCAGGUGAUCCUGGCUGGGUUGGAAGAGCCAGGGUUCCUAGACCUUCUAAUAAAGAUUAUGUUGUAAGGCCAGAUUGGAAGUCUGAUGUCGAUAUUAGCAGGAGUACCAAGAAGCAAAUGAAUAGAUUCGAAAGGCAUAUGAAAAAUUACAUAGAUAACAAAAGGAUCAAAGGAACUAGAAGAGCUGUGGAUAUAUCUAUUGAAGGACGUAAAAUGUCUUUAUAAUAGGAAUACUUUUCGACUCACACGAAACAUAUUAUGUAUGAUUUACAAGAACUGUAUAACCGUAUAUGAGAACCUACAAUGCCUCAACAUUAAGUUAUACAUGUUAAUGAAAUUGUAAUUAUAAUUGUGCUCAAUAAAAGUUAGACGACAAUUCUA
This is a messenger RNA of Dufourea novaeangliae, 2715 nucleotides long. Its product is annotated as IWS1-like protein. The transcript has 6 exons. Lineage: Eukaryota; Metazoa; Arthropoda; Insecta; Hymenoptera; Halictidae. The record is from RefSeq and is a predicted model, not a curated record. Bases 1 to 2559 code for a protein of 852 amino acids. Gene Ontology annotation, biological process: poly(A)+ mRNA export from nucleus. Gene Ontology annotation, cellular component: nucleus.